AUGCCUAACAUCCAUCCAGGGUUUGUCUCUCUUGUAAUUUGGAAAAUGACAGAAGAAGAAUUGUACACCGAAUAUAAAGGGGUGUUUGUCCUAUCGCAAAUACACACCCCUGAAAGUCUAAAAUAUUAUGAGGACUUCACUUUUCGCCCGGAUGACAUCCUGAUUGUCACGUAUCCAAAAUCAGGAACAACAUGGAUGCAGGAGAUUGUGCCUCUGAUUGUGAGUGAGGGAGAUUUGACUCCUGUACUGACUGUCCCAAAUUGGGACAGAGUCCCAUGGCUGGAGACGCAUAGAUCUACGCUUCUUAAUCUAGAGCAAAGAGCCUCGCCCCGCAUUUUUGCGACUCACUUUCAUCACCAAAUGAUGAACAAGUCCUUCUUCAAAAUAAAGCCAAGGGUACUUUAUGUUUUGAGGAACCCAAAAGAUGUGUUCACAUCUUCAUUCUACUACUAUGGGAUGGCUUCAUGUCUGGUGAACCCAGGAACCCAAGAUGAGUUCAUGGAGAAAUUCCUUGAUGGAAAAGUCAAGUUUGGUUCCUGGUUCGAUCAUGUGAAAGGGUGGCUGAAUGCUGAGGAACCCAUGCUGCACAUUUUUUAUGAAGAGAUGAUAGCUGAUCUAAAGGCAUCUGUGGAGAAAAUCGCCCAGUUUCUCGGAAAGUCACUAAGCAGAGAAACGAUUGAGAAAAUAGCUGACCAGUGUGUCUUCAAGAACAUGAAACAAAACAAGAUGUCCAACUAUUCUCUGGCUCCAAAAUUGAUUGACCAAACGAAAUCUGAAUUUCUGAGAAAAGGAAUUGCUGGUGACUGGAAGAAUCAUUUCACCGAAGCCCUUGAGCAGCGAUUUAAUACUGUGUACAAAGACAAAAUGAAAGAUGUGAAAUUCAAAUUCAUGUGGGAUUAAAUGAGCACGUUCAUUUAUAACAUGAACUAAAGUGCACAUAACUGUUUUUAGCAGUCAAUUUAAACCAUACAAGCUUGAGUGU
Paramisgurnus dabryanus is the source of this 982-nucleotide messenger RNA. NCBI's taxonomy places the organism in Eukaryota, Metazoa, Chordata, Actinopteri, Cypriniformes, Cobitidae. The record is from RefSeq and is a predicted model, not a curated record.